Molecule: messenger RNA, 1979 nt
Organism: Megalobrama amblycephala (Wuchang bream)
Lineage: Eukaryota; Metazoa; Chordata; Actinopteri; Cypriniformes; Xenocyprididae
Product: E3 ubiquitin-protein ligase TRIM35-like
Exons: 6
Coding region: 250-1584 (444 amino acids)
Molecular function (GO): protein binding; zinc ion binding
Source: RefSeq, a predicted model, not a curated record
AACUCCUCCCUCUUACAACACUUACCAGGAAGAGACUGACUUAUUUCUCCUUUCUGUCAAACUGACUUUAUCUUGACAAAAGCAUAAAAGAAUCGGCUAUCAAUGAAGAACAAAGAGAAAAACCUUCAAGAAGGAUUUUUGAGAAGUUUGUUUCUGAACAGACAGCAGAUCUUUGUGGUUAUUCGUUUUUGAAACCAUCAUUCAGAAAGUGAAAGUAAAGUUUAGACUGCAGGAGCUCAAACAGUGAAAAUGGCUUCACUUUCUGAAGAUGAUUAUAUUUGUCCCGUGUGUCAUGAAAUCUUCAGUGUUCCUGUUAUUUUAUCAUGUAGUCACAGUUUCUGUAAAGAGUGUCUUCAACGGUUCUGGAGAACCAAGGAAACUCGGGAGUGUCCUGUCUGCAGGAGAAGAUCCUCAAAACCUGAACCUCCAUUUAAUCUUGCGUUAAAGAACUUGUGUGAGUCGUUCCUGAAGGAGAGAAAUGAGAGGCGUUCAUCAGGAUCUGAGGAGAUCUGCAGUUUACACAGUGAGAAACUCAAACUCUUCUGUCUGGAGGACAAACAGCCUGUGUGUUUAGUGUGCAGAGAUUCAAAACAACACGACAAUCAUAAAUUCAGACCCAUCGGUGAAGUGGUUUCAUCAUAUAAGGAGGAGCUCAAUACAGCACUGAAGUCCUUACAAGAGAAACUUAAACACAAUGAAAACAUUAAAGGAGAGUCUGAGAAAACAGUUCAACACAUCAAGUCUCAAGCUGAGCACACAGAGCGUCAGAUUAAACAGCAGUUUGAGAAGCUUCAUCAGUUUCUCAGAGAUGAAGAAGAAGCUACAAUCACUGCACUGAGGGAGGAAGAGGAGCAGAAGAAGCAGAUGAUGAUGGAGAAGCUGGAGGAGAUGAACAGACACAUCUCAGCUCUUUCACACACAAUCAAAGACAUGGAGGAGAUGAUGAAAGCCAGUGACGUCUGCUUUCUGAAGGAGUUUCCAGUCUCAAAGGAAAGAGUCCAGAGCUCCCGGCCGGAUCCACAGAUGGCUUCUGGAGCUUUGAUUCAUGUGCCACGUUACUUGGGAAACCUGCCAUUCAGAGUCUGGAAGAAGAUGCAGGACAUCGUCCAAAACACUCCUGUCAUUCUGGAUCCAAACACUGCGAGUCCAUAUAUCGUCCUGUCUGAUGAUCUGACCAGUGUGAGAAAGAACGUCAACAAACAACCUCUUCCUGAUAAUCCAGAGAGAUUUGACCAUUAUCCCUGUGUUCUGGGAUCAGAGGGAUUUAACUCAGGAACACACUGCUGGGAUGUGGAGCUUAAAGAGAGUUCAAAGUGGAUUCUUGGAGUAACUACAGCAUCAAACCAGAGGAAGGGAGAAGAUUUCUUUAGCACUGAUGAUGUCUGGUGUGUGUAUUGGGAACAGUUUAAACAGAAGCUUGAUCGAGUGAGAGUGAAUCUGGACUAUGACAGAGGAACGGUGUCAUUCUCUGAUCCUGUAACUAACACACAUCUACGCACACUCACAACCACCUUCACUGACACACUCUUUCCAUUAUUCAGUUUUUCUCACUCUCUGAGGAUCUUACCGGUCAAUAGUCAGUAAUCGUCACUCCUGUAGGUCUGGAUCUUCUGCUUUCAUCAUAAAUAAAUCAAUCAUGUAAUGAUUUUGUAGAAAUUAUAGUAUAAUACUGUAAAGCAGAGAGGAUGUGUUAAAAAUGAAACAACUUGUGUUAAAUUUUUACACAUUAAUGGGUGUUUAGGAAUAACGCAUAUUGUGUUAAUUUUAACCCAUUCAUUGUGUUAAUGAGUUAAGUGUUUCAGAAAGAUUAAAACAAAGAAAAUGUGUAAAAUUACCAUGUGCUGUUCUUGGAUACACACAUUGUGUUAAAAACACCUAAAAUCCUAAACAAAACAUUAGCGUUUGACAAAAUUAAUGUAAAGUCAUUGGUUGUUUAUCUUAUUGUCAAAAAAACAAAACAAUAAAAAUAUAAUAAAAUA